UGGGUUCUUACAUAUUAAAGGGCAAAAUUCAGAGCAAGGGAGAGGUAGACAGGACCUGUGAAAAGCAGUGGUGAGUUUAGGGAAAAUAGCUAGGAGCCCUGUGAUUUGGAGCGUGAAAACUCUUUAUUACUGUUGUUACUUUAACUGUUUCCAGGAUGGCCUGCCUCCUUCGUGCAUUUCAGAGAAUUUCCGCAGGGGUUUUCUUCUUAGCACUUUGGGGCAUGGUUGUAGGUGACAAGCUGCUGGUGAUCCCUCAGGAUGGAAGCCACUGGCUUAGUAUGAAGGAUAUAGUUGAGGUUCUCAGUGACCGGGGGCAUGACAUUGUAGUGGUGGUGCCUGAAGUCAAUUUGCUUUUGAAAGAAUCCAAAUACUACACAAGAAAAAUCUAUCCAGUGCCGCAUGACCAAGAAGAGAUGGAGAACCGUUACCAAUUGUUUGGAAACAAUCACUUUGCUGAGCGAUCAUUCCUGACUGCGCCUCAGACAGAGUACAGGAAUAACAUGGUCGUUAUUGACAUGUACUUCAUCAACUGCCAGAGCCUCCUGCAGGACGUGGACACCCUGAACUUCCUCAAGGAGAGCAAGUUCGAUGCUCUUUUCACAGACCCAGCCUUACCCUGUGGGGUGAUCCUGGCUGAGUAUUUGGGCCUGCCCUCCGUGUACCUCUUCAGGGGUUUUCCGUGUUCCCUGGAGCAUACAUUCAGCAGAAGCCCAAACCCUGUGUCCUAUAUUCCCAGGUGCUACACAAAGUUUUCAGACCACAUGACUUUUCCCCAACGAGUGGCCAACUUCCUCGUUAAUUUGUUGGAGCCCUAUCUAUUUUAUUGUCUGUUUUCAAAGUACGACGACCUCGCAUCAGCUGUCCUCAAGAGAGAUGUGGAUGUAAUCACCUUAUAUCAGAAGGUCUCUGUUUGGCUGUUAAGAUAUGACUUUGUACUUGAGUAUCCUAGGCCAGUCAUGCCCAACAUGGUCUUCAUUGGAGGUACCAACUGUAAGAAGAGGAAAGACCUGUCUGAGGAAUUUGAAGCCUACAUUAAUGCUUCUGGAGAACAUGGAAUUGUGGUUUUCUCUUUGGGAUCAAUGGUCGCAGAAAUUCCAGAGAAGAAAGCUAUGGCCAUUGCUGAUGCUUUGGGCAAAAUCCCCCAGACAGUCCUGUGGCGGUACACUGGAACCCCACCAUCGAAUCUUGCGAACAAUACGAUACUUGUUAAGUGGCUACCCCAAAACGAUCUUCUUGGUCACCCAAUGACCCGUGCCUUUAUCACCCAUGCUGGUUCCCAUGGUAUUUAUGAAGGCAUAUGCAAUGGCGUUCCCAUGGUGAUGAUGCCCUUGUUUGGUGAUCAGAUGGACAAUGCAAAGCGCAUGGAGACUAAGGGAGCUGGAGUGACCCUGAAUGUUCUUGAAAUGACUUCUGAAGAUUUAGAAAAUGCCCUAAAAGCAGUCAUCAAUGACAAAAGCUACAAGGAGAACAUCAUGCACCUCUCCAGCCUUCACAAGGACCGCCCGGUGGAGCCGCUGGACCUGGCCGUGUUCUGGGUGGAGUUUGUGAUGAGGCACAAGGGCGCACCACACCUGCGCCCCGCAGCCCACGACCUCACCUGGUACCAAUACCAUUCCUUGGACGUGAUCGGUUUCCUCCUGGCCAUCGUGCUGACAGUGGCCUUCAUCACCUUUAAAUGCUGUGCCUAUGGCUACCGGAAAUGCUUCGGGAAAAAAGGGCGAGUUAAGAAAGCCCACAAAUCCAAGACCCAUUGAGAAAUUGGUGGGAAAUAAGGUAAAAUUUUGAACCAUUCCCUAGUCAGUUCCAAACUUGAAAACAGAAUCAGUGUUAAAUUCAUUUUAUUCUUAAGGAAAUACUUUGCAUAAAUUAAUCAGCCCCAGAGUGCUUUAAAAAAUUAUCUUAAAUAAAAAUAAUAGAAUCACUAGUCAGUAAAGAUAGUUGAAUAUGUAUCGUGCCCCCUCCGGUGUCUUCGAUCAGGAUGACACGUGCCAUCUUUCAGAGGAUGUGCAGACAGGCUGGCGUUCUACAUGCCUUUUCUUACUCGGAAACAUGACCUGUUUGGGAGUGCAGGAUUCAAAGGUGGUCCCACUGCUGCCCCUAUUGCAAAUGGCAGUUUUAAUCUUAUCUUUUGGCUUCUGUAGAUGGUUGCGAUUGAUCCUUAACCAAUAAUGGUUUGUUCUCAUCUCUGUCCGUGCUUCAUAGGCGCCCCCUCGUGUGUUUAAAGAGGGGAAACUUUGUACCUUUAGAGCAUAGGUGAAAUGAGUGAAUGGCUUGGAGUGCACUGAGAACAGCAUACAAUCUAUUGCUUUGGGGAAAAAGAAUGAUGCUGUAAAAUUGAUGGGUGGUGUGUUUGAGAAGAUAAUCAUUGCUUAUGUCAAAUGGAGCUGAAUUUCAUAAAAACCCAAAAUACAGUGAUGAAGUGCUGGGCAAGCGUAUUUUUUUCUUAUGUUCCCUGCAACCAAAUAAAUUUAUAUAAAUUCUAUUUAA
Mandrillus leucophaeus (drill) is the source of this 2487-nucleotide messenger RNA. RefSeq names its product UDP-glucuronosyltransferase 1-8. Gene Ontology annotation, molecular function: UDP-glycosyltransferase activity. The coding region runs from base 156 to 1754 and encodes 532 amino acids. The record is from RefSeq and is a predicted model, not a curated record. Lineage: Eukaryota; Metazoa; Chordata; Mammalia; Primates; Cercopithecidae. The transcript is spliced from 5 exons.